This is a messenger RNA of Nipponia nippon (crested ibis), 2550 nucleotides long. NCBI's taxonomy places the organism in Eukaryota, Metazoa, Chordata, Aves, Pelecaniformes, Threskiornithidae. The record is from RefSeq and is a predicted model, not a curated record.
AUGCAUGUGGCAGGCGACGAGUCCCUGUCAGUCCCCGACUUUCUGGAGGACGGUGACAGCAACGGGCCCUUCCCGCUGGAGGACCCCGAGGCCACCAGCUCCCCACUGCUGCCGUCAGAACCAGCCACCGCCGCCGAGCUGCUGCCAGGUGAGGAGGAGGAAGAAGAGGCUGAAGAUGGCAGCGGGGAGGCCACCCCGCGUCCCUACCGCUGUGGUGAGUGCGGCAAAGCCUUCGCCCAGAGCUCCAACCUCCUGAAGCACCGGCGAGUGCACACGGGCGAGCGGCCCUACCGCUGCGGGGAAUGCGGCAAGGCUUUCGGCUGGAGCUCGUCCCUGCUGGAGCACCGCAAGGGCCAUGCUGGGGCCAAGCCCCACGCCUGUGGCGAGUGCGGCAAAGCCUUCAGCCGAGGGUCCACCCUCCUGGAGCACCAGCGGACCCACACCGGCGAGAAACCCUUCCGCUGUGGACAGUGCGGCGCCCGCUUCAGCCAGAGCUCUACCUUGGUCCACCACCGGCGGACACACACCGGCGAGCGGCCCUACGGCUGCCCUGAAUGCGGCCGGGCUUUCGGUCGUAAGUCCACCCUGGCCACCCACCGGCGGACCCACACCGGCGAGCGACCCUACGGCUGCCCUGAAUGCAGCCGUCGCUUCGCCCGCAGCCCCGACCUUGGCCAGGACCCCUCCGACUUGGCCAAGCACCGGCGGGGGGCUCACGGCGGGCACCGGUGCCGGGACUGCGGCGAGCAGUUCCCCCGGCCAGCAGCAUUGGCGGGACACCGGAAGAAACAUCAUGGCGGUGACGGCAAGGAUCAGGGUGACGCUGCCGAGGACCGCGAUGGUGAUGACCGUGAUGACGACCGGCCGCACCGCUGCGAGGAGUGCGGCCAGGCCUUCCGGCAUGGUGGCACCUUGCUCCUCCACCGUCAGACCCACGCUGGUGCCUUCGCCUGCCCACUCUGCCCUGAGCGUUUUGAGGGCAGCGCCCAGCUGGCCCGGCACCGCCGGCGACGGCACGGUCCGGUAGCCAAGCCCUACCGCUGUGAGGCUUGCGGCAAAGCCUAUGCCCAGCCAGCCGGCCUGCGGCACCAGCUGGGAUGUCCCCACUGCGGAGCCGCCUUCCUCUGGAGCUGCCGGUUGGCCCGGCACCUCCGGGCUUGCCGGCCGCCUGCCAAGCCCUACAAGUGCCCGGAGUGCGGCAAAGCCUUCGGGCAGAGCUCCAAGCUGCUCCGGCACCAGGUGACCCACACUGGCGAGAAACCCUACAAGUGCCCCGAGUGCGGCAAGAUCUUCAGCCAGAGCUCUAACCUGGCUGAGCACCGGCGGACCCACGGGGCGGGCGAGCGGCACUUCUGCCCGCUCUGUGGCAAGGGCUUCGCCCUCGGCUCCUACUUGGCCAAGCACCGGUUGACCCACACCGGCGAGCGGCCCUACCGCUGCACCGAGUGCGGGAAGGCGUUCCGGCAGAGCUCCAACCUCAUCCAGCACCAGCGGACCCACACCGGCGAGCGACCCUACACCUGUGGGCUCUGCGGCAAGAGCUUCUGCCAAAACUCCCACCUGGCCAAGCACCGGCGCACCCACACCGGUGAGCGGCCCUACCGCUGUGGGGAUUGCGGCAAGAGCUUCCGGCAGAGCGCCAACCUCCUGGAGCACCGGCACACCCACACCGGCGAGCGGCCCUACCGCUGCGCCCAGUGCGGCAAGACCUUCGGGUGGAGCUCGGCUUUCAGCAAGCACCAGCGCACCCACCUCGGCGGCAGGACGCCGCCGAAGCCCUACCGCUGCACUGAGUGCGGGAAGACCUUCGGGCAGAGCUCCAACCUGAUUGAGCACCAGCGGACCCACACGGGCGAGCGACCCUUCACCUGCGGCCAAUGCGAGAAGAGCUUCAGCCGGAGCUCCACCUUGGCUGAGCACCUCCGGACCCACACCGGCGAGAAGCCCUACGCCUGCCCCAUCUGCGCCCGCGCCUUCAGCCGCAGCUCCACCUUGACCGAGCAUCGCCGCACCCACACCGGCGAGACGCCCUACGCCUGCCCCGAGUGCGGGAAGACCUUCGGACGGACCUCCAACCUGGUCAAGCAUCUCCGGACCCACACCGGGGAGAAACCCUACGGCUGCGGGCGCUGCGGGAAGACCUUCAGCCUCAGCUCCAACCUGGUCAAGCACGAGAGGACCCACACGGGGGAGAAGCCCUUCUCCUGCGGGCAAUGUGGGAAGCGCUUCAAGAAGAAGACUCACUUGGCAUCCCACCAACGGACCCACACCGGCGAGCGGCCCUACCGGUGCGGGGAGUGCGGGAAGGCCUUCGGGCAGAGCUCCACGCUCAUCGAGCACCAGAGGACCCACACGGGCGAGCGACCCUUCCGCUGCGGCGCCUGCGGCAAGAGCUUCUGCGUCAGCUCCAACCUGGUCAAGCACCAACGCAUCCACACCGGCGAGAAGCCCUAUGGCUGCGGGCACUGUGGCAAGCGCUUCCGCUACAAGCCCCAGUUCACCCGUCACCUGAAGGUCCACCCCGAUGGGGACCCGGCGUGUGGCCCGUAG